This is a messenger RNA of Dendroctonus ponderosae (mountain pine beetle), 2433 nucleotides long. RefSeq names its product inhibitory POU protein (gene acj6). The record is from RefSeq and is a predicted model, not a curated record. Bases 181 to 1320 code for a protein of 379 amino acids. Gene Ontology annotation, molecular function: DNA-binding transcription factor activity, RNA polymerase II-specific; RNA polymerase II cis-regulatory region sequence-specific DNA binding. NCBI's taxonomy places the organism in Eukaryota, Metazoa, Arthropoda, Insecta, Coleoptera, Curculionidae. Gene Ontology annotation, biological process: regulation of transcription by RNA polymerase II. The transcript has 6 exons.
GGCAGCCGAACCAGUUUACAUGAAACCACCCUGACGGAAGAGGGUGCAAAGCGACUUGAUCCUUUCCCAGUUUUGGCCUUCGGCGUUGCAAAAGUUGUGCCGUCGACCAAUGAGUGAAGUGAUUGUGACUGAUGAGUGACUGUAUCCGACGCUUCGCUCAACUCUGAAAACCGCCUCAAAAUGUACUCGCCAGAUAAAAUGAUGGGCGCAAAAGGACCCACUGGUCUGCACGGCCCAAUCACAUCGUCGGGUGCCUGUUUUGCUGGCCGCUAUUCGCCGACUUACCGAAGCCCGGAACCGAUGCCACGCAGAUGCAUGCCGAACCCAUCGAGUCGCAUACUAGAGGACGCAUCGAUAAUGUGCAACUCGUGGUCGCCCAGACACAAUGGGGACAUUUUUUCCGGCCUCAAUGACGGUCUGAUCAGUCGAGCCGAAGCCUUGGCGGCCGUCGACAUUAAGCAUCAAGGCUCAGGAGGACCAGGCGGCCUUCCUCAGCUCAAGCAUGACAUGAUGUAUCACCACAGCAUGACGGCACCACCCCCGAUGGGUCACAUGGACGGGCUGGAAAUGCUGGACCCCAUUUCGUCCUCAUCGAUGACGACAUUGACCCCCAUGUCCGAGACGCCCACGCACAUGCACUCCGCCUAUGGAACCAACCAUUUUAUGAACCAUCACCACCAUGGUGGCCCCCUUUCAGGACACGGCGCUCCAGAUGUCAAUUAUUAUGCACUAGGCCACCAUCCGGGCCAUGGGGGCCAUCCAGGGGCGCACCAUUCGUCCGCAAUGGCGGCCGCCGCUGCAGCCGCCGCCGUUGCCGGACUCCAUCCAGACGCCGACACUGAUCCCAGGGAAUUGGAGGCUUUUGCGGAAAGAUUCAAGCAGCGACGGAUCAAGCUGGGAGUAACGCAGGCGGACGUGGGCAAAGCGCUGGCGAACUUGAAACUUCCCGGUGUGGGCGCCCUCUCGCAGUCGACGAUUUGCAGGUUCGAGUCGCUCACACUGUCCCACAACAACAUGAUCGCCCUCAAGCCGAUCCUGCAGGCAUGGCUGGAGGAGGCGGAAGCCCAGGCGAAGAACAAGCGACGUGAUCCGGACGCGCCCAGUGUGCUUCCGGCCGGUGAAAAAAAGCGGAAGCGGACCUCAAUUGCGGCGCCGGAAAAGCGCAGCCUGGAGGCGUACUUUGCGGUACAGCCGCGGCCGAGUGGCGAGAAAAUCGCCGCGAUCGCGGAAAAGCUCGACUUGAAAAAGAACGUGGUACGCGUGUGGUUCUGCAAUCAGCGACAGAAGCAGAAACGGAUGAAAUUCGCCGCGCAACACUGACCGGAAGUGAACUUCGGGUUUUAGGGCAGUUCCGGACAGUGUCUCGAUUCGAUUUCGGACCCGUUUUGAUCAGCGACAAACGCGAAGUGUUCAAUUUGAACUAUCCAUGUAUAAACCGAUGCACACUGCUUGAGAGAUCAGAGCUCGUUCAUCUGGGCGCUUUCUGCAGAAGAAGAGUGAAUCAACGGUGAAACGGCCCGGCUCCAGAGAAGAUUGGAGGUUCGUUGUGUAAAUUGACAAGCACGGUAUAAAAUAGUGUUUACCCUGUGUUGUGCUGUGAUAUAUUGGCCAAAGCUCUCUUAAAUUAUUGAUAACCUUCUGCUGCUUGCCACAUCGAUCUUCUCUGGCCGGUCGCUCCUUGUUUGAGGCUCGACCAAGCUAACAGUGGUUUCGACCAACAGUCCGUAGUCGCUGUACAUUUCUUAUUAUAUAGUACAAUUUUUAUACAAAACAAGGUCUCAUGAAAACGAAUUUUCUGUACAUAGCAGAUGCCCACGGGCGUUGUUCUGUUCUUUAAACCAAACCUAGUCAGUCAGCUAAGUCAGUAUUAUUGAAGCUCAGUUCGGUUUCGUUCUACGUUGAAAGUGCAAUAAUAUAUAGUGUUUAGAUAAUGUAAUAGCUUAAGAAUUAAGUACCUUGACUCAUGUGAAUAGCUUUGUACAUAGACCCUUUGUUAUGUAGUUACUGCAUUAGAAGCAAUAAUAAGUUAACUCUAAGCGAUAGCGUACAUCCCUACGUUCUUGAACAAGCUCACAAUUCCUCUACAGGGUAACCGAAACAUAUCACUUUAGCCAAAGAUUUACAUUUAUCGAUGAUGAUGAUGAUUCUCUGCGAGGAAAUGUUGCUGAUUGAACGCAGCCACAUUUACCAAGCGACUUUCUGUACAUAAGCAAUCUUGUACAUAGUGUCCCAUACGAUUUUCUAUAUUAUAACGAUUAUUUUGCCUAGGUACCAAAUAGUACUCAAGUCUAGUCAUUGUGUUCCUUAUUCCUUGUAUUCCUCGUUACGUUUGUUCCUUUCAUACUUUUAAUUAUAUAAUGUUUUGUUUGUUUUUUGGUACUGGUGUAACAUAUUUCAUUGGAAUGCGUAUUAAUAAAGUCCAGUUCAAUUCUA